UGAGGAACUCUUUCUCUCGCAGUUUUUUUCUUUCUCUUUAUACUUCCUCUCCCGACGGUGGGUGCAAAACAAGCCAGAGUCAGAGAUGAGUGUGAGGCGUCAAUGAGACUGACGGUCUACAAUGGGCUCACGGGAUGCGGCGCGUUCUCUGCGGCUGUUAGAUGAUGAUGGAUCGCGAUUCCCUUUGACUGUGGACCGGCGGCCGCUUCACUGAACGCACCUGAGAUGGAAAGCUGAGGGGUCGCCGUAGUUUGGCGGAAAGUUAUGACCGGAUGGAGCGCACGUCUUCUGGAGGUGUUUCCUCGGCGCAACUUCCCAAGAACAUAAGUAAAGAGUCUCUGUCACCAACAUGAGUUGGAGCUUUCUCACUCGACUAUUGGAGGAAAUCCACAACCACUCCACGUUUGUGGGGAAAGUUUGGCUGACUGUGUUAAUUAUUUUCCGGAUCGUUCUGACCGCAGUGGGAGGUGAGUCAAUCUACUCCGAUGAGCAGACAAAGUUCACCUGCAACACUAAGCAGCCCGGCUGUGACAACGUAUGCUACGAUUCCUUCGCGCCGCUGUCACACGUCCGGUUCUGGGUGUUCCAGAUCAUCAUGAUAUCCACCCCCUCCGUCAUGUAUCUGGGUUACGCCAUCCAUAAGAUCGCCCGUACCUCAGAGGAGGAGCAGUGCAAGAACCAGAUUUAUCAAAAGAGGAAUCGCCACAGUCAGUGGAGAAAUGGACACCACCUAGAGGAGGUCUUGGAGGAAGAUGAUGCAGAGCCAAUGAUCUAUGAAGACACUCUGGAUGAGCAGGAGGUCAAACCAGAGACAGACAAGGGCAAAAGCCAAGAUCGGAAGCAUGAUGGCCGCCGUAGGAUCAUGCAAGAAGGCUUAAUGAGGAUGUAUGUGCUUCAGCUUUUAUCCCGUGCAAUCUUUGAGGUGGGGUUCCUCACGGGUCAAUAUCUCCUUUAUGGCUUCCGUGUUAACCCUUCGUAUGUCUGCAACAAGAUCCCAUGCCCACACAGAGUAGACUGCUUCGUCUCACGACCCACCGAGAAGACCAUCUUUUUACUCAUCAUGUAUGUGGUGAGCUGUCUUUGUCUGCUGCUCAAUGUUUGUGAGAUGUUCCACUUGGGGAUUGGUGCCUUCCGUGACACUCUUCGUAAACGUCGAAGCCAUGGUCAACAACCUCCAUAUGGCUACCCUUACUCCAGGAACAUUUCUAGUUCUCCGCCAGGGUACAACCUGGUGGUUAAAUCUGACAAACCGGGUCGCAUUCCCAACAGCAUCAUCCUACAGGACCAGAACAUGCCCAGAGUGCUGCCUGAACAGCAUUGCACAAGUCCUGAUGAGAAUAUUCCCUCUGACCUGGCUACGCUGCACCACCAUUUACGAGUAGCUCAGGAACAACUUGACAUGGCGUUUCAGACGUAUAACACAAAAAACGCUCAGCUCUCCAGAGCUAGCAGCCCUGUGUCUGGUGGCACAAUGACAGAGCAGAACCGGGUCAAUACAGCUCAGGAGAAACAGGGCGCAAGACCUAAAGCCAGCACUGAGAGGGCAGGGACAAUAGCAAAAAAUGGAAAGACUUCUGUGUGGAUUUAACUCUCAUCUGACUAGUCAUGAACCAUUAUCCUCCAAAACAUAUUGUUUCGUUUGUGAGGGCAUGACUGAACAUUAUGUACACAAGUUCUGUUGAACAUUAAACAAAACUGAAAAAUAAAUAUAUUGUAGAUGGGUAGUGUUCAUUUCUGAAACUCUUUACAAUGCUUUACUGUG
Messenger RNA from Onychostoma macrolepis, 1762 nucleotides. It is a transcript of the gene gjc2, whose product is annotated as gap junction protein gamma 2. Gene Ontology annotation, cellular component: connexin complex. Gene Ontology annotation, biological process: cell communication. NCBI's taxonomy places the organism in Eukaryota, Metazoa, Chordata, Actinopteri, Cypriniformes, Cyprinidae. The record is from RefSeq and is a predicted model, not a curated record.